Messenger RNA from Symbiodinium sp. CCMP2592, 921 nucleotides. Lineage: Eukaryota; Dinophyceae; Suessiales; Symbiodiniaceae. The record is from the annotation of a GenBank genome assembly.
AUGGUUCGUCAGGGCGCUUGGAGAAGAGUUCUGUUGGCCUCCUUGGCCUUUGGCUCGGCGCGAAGUAGCAGUUGCCAGGCCGGUGAUACCGGAUCCCUCCUGCAGAUGCACCAUCAUGACCAGGGUGACGAGAUUGAAGACAAGAUGGAGUGCACAAAAGUGCCGGCUCAUACGUGCAUGACCACACAGGGGCGAUACCCCUUCAAAGGUCAUGCACCAUACGACGAGAAUGGCGUCGAGGGCAAGGAGGAUCACCUGCCGGUCGGGGACUGCCCGUUGUGCAAUGGAGCCGGGAAUGGCGGAGCCACUCUCUUCGGUGUAGAGCGCUUUGACGGAAUGGGCGAGCGGGGUGCUGGCCUGAUCAAGAUGUUGGCCAUGGCCGACUACGCAAAGCUGAACUUCGGUGGGCUGCUUCCCAGUGGGAACGAGUCCUCGCACGGCGUCGACAUGCCGAAAAGCAUGUCGGUCUUGCUGGGAGCAGACUACGGCAAGCUUCUGGUGAAUAGGGAGAAUCCUCAGUUCGAUCACUGCUUUUACUCAGAGGAAGAGAUUUUCCUUGAUGCUGCGAAGAGCCCCCCCUGGUCGAACGGCCAGGCGGUGCUCUUUGCUACUUGCCGCACAGGGCCCUGGUACGCGGACGUUCUGCUCACCGACGAGUUCCGGAAGAAACUCCGUGAGUCCUCUCCUCUCAUGAGACAGAAAGUCCCCCACUUCGAGGGUGCGCUGAAAGAGGGUGGCAAGAUCACCGUCGCUAUGCAUGUCCGUCGCGGAGACCUGGAAACGGGCUCCUGGCGGGCAGUCCCAGACGAGACGCCCCUCGGGACGAACGGUGAAGGGAUCCCAAGCUCCGGCUUGGUCUUGGUGGUUGUUAAGAUCCGGGGGAUUCUGAAAUUAAACUUACUGGAGGGGUGCCUUAGUUAA